AAUACCUCUUUCAAUCUGUGGAGAACCCUGACUUCCAGUUCCUUUGCUGCGAUCUAAGUCCUAGACCUUUCUCUGAACACAUUGUUCCAUAACCGCAACGUCAUGUCGAAGCCACACUCCAAGACUGUCCGCGGAACACUCGAUAACCCCAAAACGCAGGCUGCUAUCAAGUCGGGCAGCAAACCACCGCAGCUUGGGGAUCACGUCUCAUUGAAACCAGAGGGAGACAACCCACCCACGCCAGAAAACCAGAAAGCCACUUCGUCACUUGUCUCAAACUCAUCGUCAGACACGAACGACGAAGACCUCCCUCACUCCAAGAAGGUCAGGGGUACGCUUGCGAAUUCGGAUGGGAAGCAAGUCAACAAGACCCAAUUGGGUGAUCCAGCCAGCUUGAAGGCGGAGACAAGUAGCACAGAGAUGGGAAAGCAGACGGAGAGGGAGGGUAUGCAGAAGAGCAAACUUUGAUUGUGCCCCUAAAGAAUAAUCAUCGAAGCGACUUGAUUAAGGAGCGGAUUGUCAAAAGACCUAUCAUCUGCUCUGUUUGCUAGACGUACACCGUGCUGAAGUGGGGAGAUUGCGGGGCCCCGCAUUACACAAUUUUGAAUGGAGAAAUAGUACUCAAUACAACAAAUCUUAUGAUAUGACUUCUAUAUGAUGAUGAAUGAUGUUCAAU
Messenger RNA from Boeremia exigua, 676 nucleotides. RefSeq lists its product as uncharacterized. The record is from RefSeq and is a predicted model, not a curated record. Lineage: Eukaryota; Fungi; Ascomycota; Dothideomycetes; Pleosporales; Didymellaceae. The transcript has a single exon. The coding region runs from base 103 to 468 and encodes 121 amino acids.